Messenger RNA from Acanthopagrus latus (yellowfin seabream), 3178 nucleotides. Its product is annotated as G-protein coupled receptor 84-like. Gene Ontology annotation, cellular component: membrane. Gene Ontology annotation, molecular function: urotensin II receptor activity. The transcript is spliced from 3 exons. NCBI's taxonomy places the organism in Eukaryota, Metazoa, Chordata, Actinopteri, Spariformes, Sparidae. Gene Ontology annotation, biological process: neuropeptide signaling pathway. The record is from RefSeq and is a predicted model, not a curated record. The coding region runs from base 16 to 1395 and encodes 459 amino acids.
ACAUGCUACAGAAAAAUGAGUGGUGGAAGUCAUCAACUUAAAGUUGACGGAAUGCUGAUCGAUGACACAAGCCAUACAGAGGACGUCCUUCUCUCCUGCUACAAUCCUUCAGUUGUCGGCUAUCACUACUUUGCUGUAUUGUGGGGAUGUGCUGUGACCAUCAUAGGUGACAGAAUGAUGAUGAACCACACCAACCAAACAGAGGACGUCCUCCUCUCCUGCUACAGUCCUUCAGUUGUCGGCUACCGCUACUUUGCUGUGCUGUGCGGAUGUGCUGUGACCAUCAUAGGUACGGUGGGGAACCUGAUGACCAUUCUAGCCUUCGCCAUAGAUCCUCAUCUGAGGACGCGUUUCAACGUGCUCAUCGUCAACCUGGCUCUAGCUGAUCUCCUGUAUUGCACCAUACUGCAGCCCAUCUCAACUGACUCCCAUCUGCACCUCAGAUGGCGCACUGGUCAGCUGUGCUGCAGAAUCUUCGGCCUGCUCCUCCUUCUCUCCAACUCUGUCUCCAUUAUCACCCUCUCUCUGAUAGCAGGCAGCAGAUACCUCAUGGUCAUCAAGAGGGCUGUGUUUGACCGUGUCUUCUCUGACCUUGGUCUUUCUUUACUCAUCAUCUCAGCAUGGACACUGGGCCUGGCCAGCUUUGGCCCACUAUGGUAUGGUUACGUGUUUGUGCCGAAGUUGUGUGUAUGCACCAUCACCCGGACAACGUACCAUCCCUACACCAUCAUCCUGCUCUUGUUCUACUUUUUUUUCGGUCUUGGAUGUGUUGGUAUAUUCUACCUCCUCAUCUACAGACGUGUUCAAAUUGCAUCGCAAGCUCUACUCCACCAUAGGUUCAGCCGCCGAUCCUCCAGGAAGAAACCAGCUUCUUCAGCACAAGACACCAAUGACAGUGGAGUGGAGAGCAGUGUGGUCAACACAUGUAGCUGUGAGAUGAGCAGCCAUGAAGAACGAGCCCCAACUAUAGAUGAGAUCAAUUGUGAAAGGUCCUCUCAGUCUGCUACAUCCAAAUCAACAACCACGUCUCCCCCUCACAUUGUUACUACAUCACCUUCGCCCACACAUGGUCCAACAAAUGCAGCGUCCUCGUCCCACUGCACAGCCUCAGGAAAUGAUAAGGAAAUGAAACAUGUAACAUGCAUGUGUUUAGCUGUUUUCCUGGGUUUUGUGUUCUGCUUUGUCCCCUUCCUGUUAAUCAACAUAGCCGACAAACAUAACCGUGCCCCACAGGUUUUGUACAUGAUUUUUAGAAACCUCAGCUGGCUCAACAGCUGUAUCAACCCUGUGCUCUAUGCUGUCAUGAACAGACAGUUUCGACAGGCCUACCAUGUGCUGCUCACCAGGGCUGCAGCACCGUUCACCUGCCUGUGGACCUGGUGGUCGUCUCUUUGAGGGCCUGACCUUCACAAAUUUAAAGAGACACCUCACCAAAGAACUUUUUCUUUCUUUUAGCUGUAGUACAGGUCCUCAGUCUAGAUUGUUUUGGUGUGAGAUGAUGAUGAUGAUCCAACACAAUGUAACAAAAUCAAACAGCACUGUCUCUUUCCAGAAACUAUGAGCGGGUUGCUCAAGAAACCUAUGGACCUUGUAGUGAGUAGUUUCAAGUAGUAAUUAUCUGAGUAAUAUUUCUAAUUAUUGAAGAAUUGAUGCCUCAUCAACCAUGCCUCUGCCUUGACAACUACUUUCAUAACUAUUCACUUGAGGUGAGUGAGAAAGACUGAAUGCAGACUGGCCCCCUGGCUGUAUUUUGCUUAUGUAAAUCCCAGGCUGGGUGCUGAUGUUAGCUUGCUAGUUUUUCCUGCAUGCGUUCUUCUACGUGGUGAUAUUGUUGCUGGGUGGAGUUUGGUAGAAAGAAAAUAGAUAAUACAUCAUACAGCACAGCAACAAGGUCUGUAGGUAAUCUUGUCUAACUGGAUCAUGAUAUCAGGAAAGAGGAAUUGCCGAUGAGUUUCUAAAAUCUAUGCUUUGGGACUUGGAGCGCCACAAGCAAAGUGCCAUCUAGUUCUGUUAUUUUUGAGAGGGGGCAGACAUCUUAAAAACUCUGCAACUCACACCAAAACAAUCUAGAUGGAUAAAUAGCACUAGAGGUGAGAAGAAAUUAAUAAUUUGGAUGUUUUGGAUGCGCUGCCAUAUUACAGUGAUGUAUCUGUUUAAUUAGACCCCCAUAUGAUGUUCAAAUGAAAUGUUAUCCAACUUGCAUUCAGCCAUUGCUAACUGUUUCUUUGUUCAUCUCAGUCAGGGGUGUCAAACACAUGGCCCAUGGACCAGAACAAGCAUGCUUGAGGGUUAAAUGAUGUGAUGAAUUUGCAAAGUGACAGAUGAGACACUAACUGCAAUUGUUCAGUAAAAGCAACUGCUAUUUCAAAUUCUUCCACUGGGGGUCGCACACAACACUGUGAAGCAAGCAAACUGUUCAUGCUGGAGCUGCCAGUAAAAUCUGUCUGGAGCUGGGGCCUGUCAGAAUCUACUUGUACUUUUUUGCACUAAAACAAAAGGAACAUUUUGAAUUUGAGUAGGUGAAGAGGUGCAAGUGACACAGUAACAUGGCCCAAAUAACAGCCAUGGUUAUACUGUACUAUAAAAUAAGCAUGGUAAGUAGAUAGUAGUCAGUAUAAAAUAACCACAGGUAGUAAAUAGUGACUAAUGGUAACUGAUAAUAACUGUUAUAUUGAUAAAAGUAAGAAAUGAAAGAUAAUAAAUGUGAAAGAGUUGCUGAAAGGUGCAUCUAUCGAUUAAAGCAGCUGGAGUGUGAUGACGUUGAGAAAUACACAACACUUUUAUUGUUCUUAAAAAAUGCAGUGCCAAGAGUGAUCAGAUAUAAUGGGAUAUAUCAAGGAGGGGACUGAGUUGUCAAAAAGCCAGAGGGCCAGAGUUUGUAAGAGCCAGUGACAGACACAGGGAAAGCACCUAUUUAAAAAAACAAAGUGAGGUGAAGAGCAACUGGUCGAUGUGCAGUUCUGCAGGCACAGAAGGUAGAACAGGGAUUUUCCAUAGAAAAAUAGCAGUGUCAGCAGAAAUAAUGAGUCGGGAUUGGUUGAGGCCAUGACGCCCGAUAAGACACUCACAGUUUUCUGUGUUUAAAAGAUGAUGCUCAAUGCAGUGAACCUUAGGUCAGUUUGUUUUUUUCAAGGAUUUUGUCUGUGACUGAUCUCGUUCUUUUUUGCUGGCAAAUAAA